This is a messenger RNA of Suncus etruscus (white-toothed pygmy shrew), 1212 nucleotides long. RefSeq names its product solute carrier family 35 member B1 (gene SLC35B1). Gene Ontology annotation, cellular component: Golgi membrane; endoplasmic reticulum membrane. The record is from RefSeq and is a predicted model, not a curated record. The coding region runs from base 7 to 1080 and encodes 357 amino acids. NCBI's taxonomy places the organism in Eukaryota, Metazoa, Chordata, Mammalia, Eulipotyphla, Soricidae. Gene Ontology annotation, molecular function: UDP-glucose transmembrane transporter activity; UDP-galactose transmembrane transporter activity. The transcript is spliced from 9 exons. Gene Ontology annotation, biological process: UDP-galactose transmembrane transport.
GCUCCUAUGAGGCCCCUAUCGCCGGUCGGCGAUGUCCGGCUGGAUCUGUCGCCGCCACCGCCGCCGCCGCCGGCUGUGAGCGGGUCUCCAGUCGCAUCCUCCGGGCGUCUCAUGGCCGCUAGCAGCUCUUUGGUACCCGACAGGCUGCGCCUGCCGCUCUGUUUCUUCGGCGUCUUCGUCUGCUAUUUCUACUAUGGGAUCCUGCAGGAAAAGAUAACAAGAGGAAAAUAUGGGGAAGGAGCCAAGCAGGAGAAGUUCACUUUUGCCUUAACUUUGGUCUUCAUCCAAUGUGUGAUCAAUGCUGUGUUUGCCAAGAUCUUGAUCCAGUUAUUUGACACUGCCAGGGUGGAUCGUACUCGGAGCUGGCUCUAUGCUGCCUGUUCUGUCUCCUAUCUGGGUGCCAUGGUCUCCAGCAACUCAGCACUGCAGUUUGUCAACUACCCAACUCAGGUCCUUGGCAAAUCCUGCAAGCCAAUCCCAGUCAUGCUUCUUGGAGUGACCCUCUUGAAGAAGAAGUAUCCAAUGGCCAAGUACAUGUGUGUGUUGCUCAUUGUGGCUGGAGUGGCUCUGUUCAUGUACAAACCCAAGAAAGUAGCUGGGAUGGAAGAACACACUAUCGGCUACGGGGAGCUGCUUCUGCUUCUGUCUCUGACCCUGGAUGGACUGACAGGCGUUUCCCAGGACCACAUGCGGGCACAUUACCAAACAGGUUCCAACCACAUGAUGCUGAACAUCAACCUCUGGUCGACAUUGCUACUGGGAGCAGGAAUCCUCUUCACUGGGGAAUUCUGGGAGUUCCUCAGCUUUGCCGAAAGGUACCCCACCAUCAUCUACAACAUCAUGCUCUUUGGCCUCACCAGUGCCCUGGGACAGAGCUUUAUCUUCAUGACGGUAGUGUAUUUCGGUCCUCUGACCUGCUCCAUCAUCACCACCACACGGAAAUUCUUCACCAUUCUGGCCUCUGUGAUACUCUUUGCCAACCCCAUCAGCUCUAUGCAAUGGGUGGGCACCGUGCUUGUAUUUCUGGGUCUCGGUCUUGAUGCCAAGUUUGGGAAAGGAACUAAGAAGACAUCCCAUUAGGAUGAGUCUGAGACUACCUCCACGCCAAGAAUAUUUAAGUUAUUAUUGUAACACACCUUUGGGGGAAAUGGACACAGAGGGAAUAAGGAACUGGGCUCCAGUCUUUCCCUGUUUUUUUCCUUUUUUUUUUUU